AUGGCCCAAGUCGCCUCACAGCACCAAUCCCACAGCUCACGCGCUUCGCCCGCCUCAGUCCACGAACACCGCGACGAUGCUCCAUUGCCCGCCGCUCCUCCGCCGCCGCCGAACAACUCCUCAGCGAAUAAGAAGACCAAACCCAAGAAAGGCGCCGCCGACACGAAUGACGCACACAAACAGCUCCAGGCCAAGAUUGCUCAGCUAGAACAAGAUGCCACCGGCAGGNCUGAAGAAGAUGCGGAAAUCGGUNACCGGGAAGUCAAAAAGGCGAAUCGCGACCUUCAAAAUCUUCUUCAAUCCAUGGAUGGUCCGAUAUCCAAGAUGGAAACGGUCCAACGGAAAUACUCGGAACUUCUGGCAGACAUGAAGAGGACCGAACGGGAACAUAUCAAGGCCAAGAAGCGCGGCGAUCAAUUGCAAAAGGACAAGGACACGCAAAGAUCAGAGCUCACAAAGGCAAACUCUAUGAAGGAGAAGCUGGAGAAGCUCAGUCGUGAGCUGACAAAAGAAAACAAGAAACUUAAGGAGGAUCUUCGCGAGCUCAAAGAAAGCGCCGCAGACAAGAACGAAGAGCUGCAUCGUCGACUCGAACGAAUGGUAGGCGACGUUGAGCAGGUGAUAAGCGAUCGCAAACUUCCAGAUCGACCCACUGGCGAGAUGGAGGAAGACAAACUAUUCCGAGAAAAGUUCAAAUCCUUCGUCGAACAAUACGAAAUGCGCGAAAUCCAGUUCCACUCACUCCUCCGAAGCAAGGAGCUCGAAAUCCAGUUCCAUCUCGCGCAGCAAGAGCGACUCCGCAAGCAACAGGAUGCAGAAUUGAACAAGUCGCAUCAGUUGACCCGUCAGGUAUCUACCUUUUCCCAAACAGAGAAUGAACUGCGCAGUCAGCUGAAUAUUUAUGUGGAGAAGUUUAAGCAGCAGGUCGAAGACACCCUUAACAACAGCAACGACCUGUUCCUGACUUUCCGCAAAGAGAUGGAAGAAAUGAGCAAGAAGUCCAAACGCCUGGAAAAGGAAAACAUGCAGUUGACACGCAAGCAAGAGGCCACCAACAAGAACAUCUUCCAGAUGGCCGAGGAACGCACCCACUCUCAGCAAACCAUCGAUCGCCUACACAAGGAGAACGAAAAGCUAAAGAAGCUCUGCCGCGCCAUGCAGACCAAUGGUUACGGACGCGCAGACAUGGUCAACGCCGCUCCUGGGGCGCCGAACCCAGCCCAUCACCCGGACGAAGACGAGGAAGACGACCUUGCCGAGACAGACUCCGAAUACGACGAGUAUGAUGAGGACGACGAUGAGGGCAGCGUUGAGGCCGAGUACGACGACGACACCGAGGAUGAAGCUGUGGAUCAACGACCUCGCACAUACGGUCCUGUANCCGCCACCCCUCCGCCGCCGCCAACAGGCGAGCCGGCUCACGGCGCGAAUGGCAAGGCGCGACAACCUUCACAGCCAGUGAAUGGUGUGAAGCAUUAA
This is a messenger RNA of Aureobasidium uvarum, 1479 nucleotides long. The record is from the annotation of a GenBank genome assembly. NCBI's taxonomy places the organism in Eukaryota, Fungi, Ascomycota, Dothideomycetes, Dothideales, Saccotheciaceae.